Molecule: messenger RNA, 2873 nt
Organism: Orussus abietinus
Lineage: Eukaryota; Metazoa; Arthropoda; Insecta; Hymenoptera; Orussidae
Product: SET and MYND domain-containing protein 4
Exons: 4
Coding region: 867-2873 (668 amino acids)
Molecular function (GO): protein binding
Source: RefSeq, a predicted model, not a curated record
CGACUGGUCACCUAAGUUUCACUAGUUGUGUACAACCCCAAUCUAAACGUAGAGGCGUUUCUUUCUUUUGCAUUGUAUUUUUAGAUGGGCACUUUCUACUCGAACCCAGUACCACAGCUUGCAAUGCGAUAAGCCACCAAGUACAUUAAAAUCUCAAAUUAAAGGCAUUCUCCCUGCUAAGAAUAUAAUACAAAUUAUUAUUCACUAAAUAGAAAAAUGGACGUUAGUUUAUUGGUCUGCAUUGCAACGAUCUAUUUAAAACUGGAUUGUCAUUAGCUAAUACCGUCCUCUUUAGCUUUGGCCUAAUUAAAGGAAGAUUCUUAAAUACGCUGUAAUAAAAAAAAAUCAGCAGUGUGUCGACGUGCAAUUAGCAUUACUCGCUAUAUCUGGCGAAUGCAAUUAAUCACUUAAUCGAAGAGAAGCAGCCCCGCUUCCUUCCACCUUACUCCUUGUGGUAAUUUUAGUUUCACCUCGUGGGUAUGGUCUUCUUGGUUCAUAGACCACCUCUGCCAAUUUAGUCUACCUUUGCUGCAGGCCGACAAAGGCGUACGUGUUCAAAGAACCCAUCGAGUACUGCAACUAUUAGAUCUAUAUAGAAGAAAAUUAAAAGUUAUAAUACUCAAGGUGCAACAAGCAGAAAGGAUCGCGACAAAAAAUUUAAACAAUUUAAUUAUUGCGAGGAGGAAAGGAUCGAGGAUCCGGGGUGACUUUGAAACUGACUUCUACGUUAAAUUAGAAAAUACUGACUAUCUCACGGUGUAGAAUAAUUAGAGCCUCAUGACAUAACUGAGGCUUUACAUCAAGACCAAAUAGCUGUAAAUUAAGCUAGAGGUGUUAAAUCGAGGAAAAAAUCAGGACCAAAGAAAAUGGACACCGCCAAGCAACUAAUUCUCACUUUGAAGAAAAAUAAUAGAUCACACGUCGGUUAUGGACUGCAAAAGGAGAGCGAGGCUUUGAUGCGUCACAUAUUGCAAAAUAUGGCAAAGUCGGAAUUGCCUAUAUUGCAGGCUGAGGUGAAAAACGAAGAGGACUCGGUCAAAUAUCGAGAAGAAGGAAAUCAGCACUUCGUGUCCGGUGACGAUAUCGAAGCUAUGGAAAGCUACACGAAGAGUUUAGCGUAUGCCGACAGCGAAGAAUUAAAAGCGUAUGCUCAUGCCAACCGGUCAGCUGCACUUUAUCGGAAGCAAAUGUACAAGGAAUGUUUGAUAGACAUCGAUGCAGCCAUCUCGUACGGGUAUCCCCAGGACAAGAGGAAAAAGCUGAAGCAAAGAGGAGAAAAGGCAAUGGAGGAGAUAAAGAAGGCCCUGCAGACGAGGGCAAUAAAGGAUGUUCCGGUUUCCGGUCUCGACAUCAGUGACUCGGAUCUGUCGAAACUCAUCGACGGUGCCAAUGCGAACACGUGUCCUUUCGGCAGGACGAACGACUCCACGACGAGGAAGUUCCCCCUGAUCCGGGGCGUUGAUGCCGAGGACGAUAGGAAAGAGAAGGGGCCUCUAAACGGCUCGGUAAGCGCGCUUCCGGAAGAGUACAUGGCACCGGAGAGUUCGGGGAAGCCGAGGUACGUCCUGGCCGAAGGUCCUCCAAAAGUCGCAUUCGGUCCCAGCGAGGAGGCCCCAGCUUCCAGCAGCGGGGUCCGGAUCGUCUUCAACGAGCGGUACGGUCGUCACCUGGUGGCCACGAAACAGUUCAAGCCUGGCGAUGUCGUCACCGUUGAGGACCCUUAUGCAUACAUCGUCUACACGGAGAAGCAUUACACUCACUGUCAUCACUGUCUGUCAAGAAGUUACAACCUGAUAUCCUGUCCCCAAUGUCCCAUUGCGCAGUACUGCUCCGAGGAGUGUCGGAAAGCUGCCUGGAAGACGGUCCAUCGAACCGAGUGCCCGAUUACGGCGUUGCUCUCGAAUCUCCUGAACGUUGACAAGGACAAGAUGCGAAUGCUCACGAAGAUCUUGAGAUUCCUGGUGGUGGUUACCGAAAAUGGCACCGGCAUCGACGGGCUGCAGGCCGACACGAGGAAGGCUGAGUCUAAUCCAGGUGACGAUGGACGUUGUCGCAUCCCUGGGUCGGUUGCGCGUAAUGACGUCUUUUUAUCCUCAGACAACAGAACCGCCGGGUUCACCGAUGAAGGGAUUCUGGACAGCAAGAGUGCUCGCAGUGCUCUAAGUCUCGCUACCAAUAUGACGACUCGUCCUCUCAUCGGCAUCAGCGCGUUUGCCUGCAUCUCGGCCCUGGCUACCAUCCUGCUGGCCACGCAGACCGACUUCUUCGGCAAGGGAUACGAAGUGCACCAGUUGAGGGACAUCGGUCAGCUGGCAGAGAUCACUUUCUGCAGCACCCUGAUGCUCAGAGCCUGCGUCAUCAUGUCUUCCAAUUGCUUCUCGAUACAACCGGAGCCGGGCAUAAAGUCGGGGUCCGGUUUGUACGUUUGCCACAGUCUGUACAACCAUUCUUGCACGCCGAACACCUUUAGACACUUCGAGGGGCUCACCAUGAUCACUCGGGCACUUCACCUGGUGCGUCCCGGCGAUCAGAUAUUCACCUCGUACGGGGCUGGCUACGCCUUCAUGACCAGGCCAGAGAGGAAGCGGAAGAUCAUGGAAGAGUACUUCUUCGAUUGCACUUGUCCCGCUUGCGUUGACGACUGGCCGACGUACAAUGUGAUCCUGAAGGAGCACGUAGGAUCCGUCGUUGGGAGGAAAGAGUUGACGGACAGGUUGAAGCCGUUCAAGAAGAGGCUGCUGCAGAACAAGUACGACAUCGAGGCUGUCAGAAGCGUGUUGGAGAUCCUGGAAGGAGAAGUUUCGAUGCCCUGCGAAGAAAUAGUUCACGCGAUACAGUACCUGAAGAGCUACUACCUGGGUAAACUGAAAUGA